Messenger RNA from Drosophila eugracilis, 3149 nucleotides. RefSeq names its product males-absent on the first protein (gene mof). The record is from RefSeq and is a predicted model, not a curated record. Gene Ontology annotation, molecular function: histone acetyltransferase activity. Bases 93 to 2540 code for a protein of 815 amino acids. Gene Ontology annotation, biological process: regulation of DNA-templated transcription. Lineage: Eukaryota; Metazoa; Arthropoda; Insecta; Diptera; Drosophilidae. The transcript has a single exon.
UAGGCGUUUGAUUGACAACCAGCAACGCGCAGAAUUUCGUUCUUCAAGAAAAACUAUAAACACGGAGUUUGACGAAUUUUUCUUUUUCAAUAAUGUCUGAUGCCGAGCUGGAACAGACGCCCAGCGCGGAGCACGUGUUGGAGCAGCCGGCUGAGGGGGAGCAAGAGCAGGAACAGGAGCAAGCCGAAGUGUAUACAAUGGGCGGCCCGCCGAGGACGCCGGUCGAAGAUGCCGCUGCUGAAUUGAGCGCCAGUUUGGAUGUAAGUGGUUCGGAUCAAUCGGCCGAGCAGUCGCUGGAUCUCAGUGGUGUCCAAGCGGAGGCGGUUGUAGAGUCCGAGUCGCCAACGAAGCGCCAGCAACGCGACAUAAGUCCCAUUUCAGAGGACAGCACACCAACGAGCAGCACUUCGACCAGUUCCACCAGUACAUCCAGUUCCUCGCGUUACGACGACAUUAGCGAGGCCGAGGAGCAGCCACCAGAACCUAUGGAACAGUCACAACAGCAAGAAGAAGAAGGUCAGGAGCAGCAGGUAAAGAUGCACGUACAGGUUCAGGAUCAGGUGCACCAGCGUGAGGAGCAAAUGGAGGUGGACCAGGAUAUUGACACUGAGGAUGAGCCCUCCUCUAAUACAGUCAUCUGCGUGGCCGACAUCAAUACCUAUGGCGGUGCCUCUAAUAUUAAAGACUAUGUUAUGGAUCCUGAUGCACCAGCUAAGGCUAUUAUAACCGAGGUGGUCACCAUUCCGGCUCCUCUUCGUCUCAAGGGCGGAUCUCUGCCUGAUCCAUUGCCGCCACCUCCUCCUGCUGAGGAUGAAGUCCCCGAGACACCCGCCUCACCCACCGAUGAUGGUGAGGAACCACCCACCGUUGGUUUGUCAUCUUAUAUGCGAGUUCGUUACAUGCAGGAGGUCAGUCACCCUGGCCUGCCCACUCGCCUAGCGCCACGUGAUCCGCGGCAACGCAAUAUGCCACCGCCGGCCGUGGUUUUGCCCAGUCAAACCGUACUCAGUGCCAAUGUGGAGGCCAUUUCUGAUGACAGCAGCGAAACUACCAGCAGCGAGGAAGACGAAGAGGAGGAGGAUGAAGACGAUGAGAUAACCUUGGAGCACGACAGCACUUCCAGGGAGACAGUGAUAACAACUGCCGGUGAUCCAAUGAUGCAGAAAAUUGAUAUUAAUGAGAAUCCUGAAAAGAUCUAUUACAUUCGACGCGAUGAUGGCACCGUGCAUGCCGGCCAGGUUCUGCAAUCCCGUACAACUGAAAAUGCUGCCGCUCCUGACGAGUAUUACGUCCACUAUGUUGGCCUGAAUCGCCGCCUGGAUGGCUGGGUGGGCAGACACCGAAUCUCUGACAAUGCUGACGAUUUGGGUGGCAUAACUGUGCCGCCGGCACCACCAAUGGCUCCCGAUCAGCCCAGUACCAGCAGGGAAAUGCUGGCCCAACAGGCCGCAGCUGCGGCAGCUGCCUCGUCCGCGGAGCGUCAAAAGCGGAGUGGCAAUAAGGACUAUUAUCUGUCCUACUGCGAAAACAAUCGGUACGACUAUAGCGACCGCAAGAUGACACGUUACCAGAAGCGGCGUUAUGAUGAGAUCAACCAUGUGCAGAAGAGCCAUGCCGAGUUGACCGCAUCGCAGGCGGCACUUGAGAAGGAGCACGAGUCCAUUACCAAGAUCAAGUACAUUGAUAAGUUGCAGUUUGGAAACUACGAGAUCGACACCUGGUACUUCAGUCCGUUUCCCGAUGAAUACGGCAAAGCACGCAUCCUUUAUGUAUGCGAAUAUUGCCUGAAGUAUAUGCGUUUAAGGGACAGCUACGCCUAUCAUCUAUACGAUUGCAAACGCAGGCGGCCACCCGGAAGGGAGAUCUACCGUAAGGGUAACAUAUCUAUCUAUGAAGUAAAUGGCAAGGAGGAGUCACUGUACUGCCAGCUGCUUUGCCUGAUGGCUAAGCUCUUCCUGGACCACAAGGUCUUGUACUUCGACAUGGAUCCAUUCCUCUUUUACAUCCUUUGCGAGACUGACAAGGAGGGUAGCCACAUUGUAGGCUAUUUCUCCAAAGAGAAGAAGUCCCUGGACAACAACAAUGUGGCGUGCAUUCUCGUCUUGCCGCCACAUCAGCGCAAGGGAUUUGGUAAGCUGUUGAUCGCCUUUAGCUAUGAGCUAUCUCGCAAGGAGGGUGUCAUUGGGAGUCCGGAGAAGCCGUUGUCGGAUCUGGGCAGACUGAGUUACCGCAGCUAUUGGGCGUACACACUACUGGAUAUGAUGAAAAACCGUUGCGCACCGGAGCAGGUAUCAAUAAAGGAGCUCAGCGAAAUGAGUGGCAUCACUCAUGACGACAUCAUCUACACGCUGCAGUCCAUGAAGAUGAUCAAAUACUGGAAAGGCCAGAAUGUAAUCUGUGUGACUGCCAAGACUAUUCACGAUCAUCUCCAGCUCCCGCAGUUCAAGCAGCCCAAGCUGACUAUCGACACUGAUUAUCUCGUCUGGAAUCCGCACAGUACGGCGGCAGCUGUGGCUAGAGUUCCAGGCAAUUCCGGCUAGCAUACGGUGCCACCGGACCCCGUCCAGCAGUCGUCCCAAAUUAUUGUUAUAGAAGAUGACGAUGACUAAGACAUAUAUUUUCUUUUUUUUUUAUAACUUUUAAGGAGUCGUAGGCGAAGGCUGUUGAACCCCACCAAAUGUAUAAAUUGGUGGAUGUGAUGUUUUACCAGAAAAACAGAAUUUUUGGUACAGAGUCAUAUAUGUAAAACCGAAUCAUUGAAGAUUUAAAAAACAAUAAGAAAUGUAAUACUUAACAUUUUUUUUAAUCUUAUGGAUAGCCUGUUGUAAAUCGUAUUGUUUAAAUCAAACGUGUUCGCCUUGAUUUAAGUUAUAGUUUUUUGAAGAGAUUUGAAAAAUGGUUGUGUUCCAUUCACAUAGUUAUUUAAAAACUUAUCUGGGUUGUUUUUUACCUUGUACGAAUUGUAAUUAAAACUUAAAUUUUUCCUCUUUCAGAAAGCUAUAGACUUGUUGCGAAGCUAUAGGGUAUAAAAUAAUUCCAAAAUAUUAGCAACACGGAUUUUUUGUUUUACUUUCUGUCUUCAAUAAGUGAUUCGUUAUAUUAACGUCAUUGUAAGAACCAGAAGAAAGAAUAAAUAUUAAUGAGAAUAA